AUGGAUGUCGAUGUAAUCGAUCGAUCGCAAUGUUUAAUAAACAAAAAGGCUUUGGGCAAUAUCGAAGAAGACGCGAGAAUCCAUUUUCUCAGCGUGACGCCACCGAACUUAACAUUCACCUUUAAUUGCGGAAACUUAAAGGUUCAGAAAAAGACGAUAGAAAUUACGAAUUAUUUCCCUAAAUCAUGCCCGAUUCAACCAUUACCAUUGGAAACUCAUUACUUUCGGAUGCAAACUAUUACUCAGGGAAGGUGGCUUACUCCUGGAUCGAUCUUCAAACUAAAUAUUCUUUUCAUCCCCGACGAAGCAAGAGAUUACAACGAUGUCUUAAAUAUUCGUUAUUUCAACAAUCGACUGUUAGAGAUUAAAAUUACCGCGAAGGCCACGACUGAUUUUUCGUUUCCUACAAACGUAAACUUUGGCGUCGUUCCGCUUGGUCGGCCGGUUUGCUACAAAAUGCCAAUAUACUCUCAUUCGAAGAAACAAUUCUCUUUCGCCAUCUUGCCAUGUAAAGAAGAUCCAUGUGUCGACAUCUAUCCUCGGUGGGGUCACGUUAAACCAGGUCAAGAACCUUUAAUAAUCAUGGUAAUUUACAGGCCGCUUCGAUAUAUAAGUUUAAAUUUUCAAAUUCGAAUAUUCAUAACGGAUUUAUGUAAAAUUCCCUACGUUAUAAAUUUCUAUGCGUAUACUCGACCAGGCGUUUUACGAGAAACACUGGAGAAUGUUGAACCGGAAAUGAAAAGCAAGGCGCGACCAAUCCAAAGGAAAGUUAGCGCGAUUGCUCGUAAAAAAAUGAAACCAAUUUCCCUAGAUCAACCUACGUUGAAAUCUUGUGCGAUAAAACCAGAUAUGGAACUUUCCAGCUUCGAUGAGAGUUUAUUAAAAGAGUGUGGUUACUUACCCUUGUAUACACAGCAUGCCGUCAAUUGCAUCAUGAAUUCAAAAUCUCGAAAACCAUUCGGAGAACAUGAUUUAAGAGGUCCUUCGAGCUUGCACAUGUUCCAAAUUUUGGAAGAAAAAGUUCGAAAGCUAAAGGAAUUCUUAACGAAGGUUGAGAAUUAUCGUCAAGAGAACGAAUUGGCGAAAAUUCAUCACAAAUCAAAGGUAAAUUAUGGAACACGCGAUAUCAGUGAGAAUCAAAUAAUUGAGAUAAAAAUACAACGGGAACAAGAAUGGAACGACUACGAAGAUUCGAUGAAGACGAGCUUGGACGAAGAUUUAUUUGGGCGACAAAAGGCUAAAAAGAUAAGACAAAGAAUUUUGAGGAGCUUUCAAAAAUCUCCGAAUGAAAUCUCGAUGUCGUCUAAAGAUGGACAGUCAUUUCUUCGUUAUUGCAAUAAUAUGCUUUUUCUUCAAGCGGCUCGUAAAAUAGUAAUAAAGAAUCGAUUAUUGAAAGUACUUGCAAAAUUAAAGCAACUGACGUUCGAAUCAGUUGUUAAAUUAGAAGAAUCGUUUAUCAAUUAUUGA
This is a messenger RNA of Colletes gigas, 1467 nucleotides long. RefSeq names its product cilia- and flagella-associated protein 221-like. NCBI's taxonomy places the organism in Eukaryota, Metazoa, Arthropoda, Insecta, Hymenoptera, Colletidae. The transcript has 7 exons. Gene Ontology annotation, cellular component: cilium. The record is from RefSeq and is a predicted model, not a curated record. Gene Ontology annotation, biological process: cilium movement; cilium assembly. The coding region runs from base 1 to 1467 and encodes 488 amino acids.